AUGGCUCUCAAUCCGAGAUUGAUGCCAGGUGUGGUUUCUACUGCUUCUACUCCUUCUUUAAGAUCAAGGGAAGGUAGUAUUGUAUCCACAGCUAGGGAUGCGGGCGGAAAUGUAAGAGUUGUGGUUAGAGUUAGAGGAUUUCUUCCUCGAGAGAUUGAUAGAGGAGCUGAGUGUUUGAUUGAAAUGAACCCGACAUCACAAGCAACCACCCUCCUUGUCCCCAACGAUACAGACCCUGCAAACACUCGCUCGAAGAUGCGCAAAGUCAUUGAAGAGAAAAAAUUUACAUUUGACAAUUCCUUCUGGAGUCACAACGAAUCUGACGAGCACUAUGCACACCAGGAGGACGUUUACAAUAGCUUGGGAGAGGAGUUUUUGGAUCAUAAUUUCGAAGGAUAUCAUACUUGCAUUUUUGCAUAUGGCCAGACAGGUUCAGGAAAGAGUUACACAAUGAUGGGCACGGAAGAUCAACCAGGAUUGAUUCCAAGGACCUGCGAGGAUCUAUUUCAGCGAAUCGAUGCAGCACAUAAUGAAAGUCCAAACAUUUCCUAUAAUGUCCGUGUUUCCUAUUUCGAGGUCUAUAACGAACAUGUCCGAGAUCUCCUUGUUCCAUGCCACUCAAAUCAUCCACCUUAUUACCUUAAGAUUCGUGAAUCCCCCACCGAAGGACCUUAUAUCAAGGAUUUGACCGAUGCGCCUGUUAAAAAUAUUUCCGAAAUCAUGCGAUACAUGAAGAUGGGAGAUGCCAGUCGCACCACAGCAAGUACCAAGAUGAACGAUACAAGUAGCAGAAGUCAUAGUGUGUUUACCAUUAUGCUCAAGCAGAUUCAUCAUGACAUGGAGACCGACGAAACAACAGAACGUACGGCCCGAAUUCGACUCGUGGAUCUCGCCGGUAGCGAACGUGCCAAGGCAACAGAAGCAACAGGCGCCCGUCUACGUGAAGGAAGCAAUAUCAAUAAGUCCCUAACCACUCUCGGCCGUGUCAUUGCUGCUCUCGCGGAUCCAAAACAACAUCGUACUGGAAAGCGCAAUAAAGACGUUGUUCCCUAUAGAGAUUCAAUCCUCACCUGGCUGCUCAAAGAUUCAUUGGGAGGAAAUAGUAAAACCGCGAUGAUUGCGUGUAUUUCUCCAGCCGACUAUGACGAAACUCUGUCUACCCUUCGCUAUGCAGAUCAAGCCAAACGCAUCCGCACACGUGCCGUCGUCAACCAGGAUCAUGUUUCCGCUGCCGAGCGUGAUGCUCAAAUUGCUGCUAUGGCCGAAGAAAUUCGCAUUUUACAACUUCAGGUCUCCAACUCUGACUCUACGCGCAAAGAAACCGAAACCAAAGCACAAGAGGAGAAACUCGAGCAAUACCAGAACAAAAUCGCUCUGAUGCAAAGAAUGAUGGAAGACAGGACCAUGAUAUCAGAAGGCAAAAUUCGAAACUUGACGACUGAAAACGAGGCUUUGAGAUUACAUUUGAAGUUGGCUCUGGAAAGCUUGAAGAAUCCAAUCAAAGUGGAGAGUGCAAGAGCCAGUAGUCUAUGCAGCCUAAGUUUUGGUGACGACGACGGAGUAGAGCAGGAUAAGAAGGCCGGUGAUGAAGACAUUAGUGUUGCGGAAGGAGAGGAUUAUGAACAGGAGUAUUCGGAUGAAGAUGAAGCUAUUGAUGUUGGAGUGCAUGAGGAGAGAGCAAGUGAAAUGCAGGGAUUCAUGGGCGAUUUGUUGAAGGAUCUGGAUAUGUUUAGGAAGAAGAUUGGUGAUGACAAGGGUCGUUUCGGUAGGGGAGUAGAGGCUGUAUUAGUAUAA
Molecule: messenger RNA, 1794 nt
Organism: Sclerotinia borealis F-4128
Lineage: Eukaryota; Fungi; Ascomycota; Leotiomycetes; Helotiales; Sclerotiniaceae
Source: the annotation of a GenBank genome assembly